Messenger RNA from Cloeon dipterum, 2547 nucleotides. Its product is annotated as chorion peroxidase-like. Gene Ontology annotation, biological process: response to oxidative stress. The transcript has 15 exons. Gene Ontology annotation, molecular function: heme binding; peroxidase activity. The coding region runs from base 251 to 2449 and encodes 732 amino acids. Lineage: Eukaryota; Metazoa; Arthropoda; Insecta; Ephemeroptera; Baetidae. The record is from RefSeq and is a predicted model, not a curated record.
CGGGAAAGGAGAGAGAUCACAUGUGCCUUGGUGUGCGCCUACGACGACGACGACCGUGAAUCCUAGCCAGUGUAGUGUUUUCACCCUAAAUAAGUGAAAUCAUGGGGGCUGCGGCAGUCGCGUUGGAGGCUUCGCAUCGCACGCCUCCCAGUCGUCGCUGAUCGAGCCGCCGAAGACGUUCUUUCUCCUGCUCCUUCGCAUACAGCACGCAGCAUCAUCAUCGUCGCCGCCGCGGUCCACCAAAGGACAAAUGGCAUCGCACAUCCUACUCUUCACCUUUGCCUCGGCUUUGAUCUUGGCCUCGCGCAGUUCAGUGGGCCAGGAGUUCUUCUCGCCGUCGCUGGACGACAGCCUGCCGCCCGACUGUGUGCUCAAAGUGGUGCGAGACGCUGCUUCCUCCAACGACAUCUCAAGCAAUGUCGGCGGCGGCGAGAGUUUCUGCAUCUCGGCCAGCGCGGUCAACGAGGCCUUCAGACUGGCCAGGUCAAAGGUCGGCAUCUUCAGCGCUCCGCGGAAGCCUAGGACCUCGGUCGAGGAGGACCUGCUCGCCGAGGCCCUCCAGGAGACGACGAGAUUGCUCAAGGGCAGAUUCAAACUGACUGAUGAUGAAAUCUGGGGCGGUCUUCCUCUCUUGGACACUUCCGAGACGGAAAUCGUGGACUGGUGCCCCGACAGACUGUCCCUCAGGCGCACGUGUCCGCCCAGGCUGUCCCGCUACCGCUCCUACGAUGGCUCCUGCAACAACGAAGGGCCGCUCUCGUGGGCCCAAGGUGCCUCCAUGCAGCCCUUUCCCCGAAUGAUUCCCCCCGUCUAUGGAGAUGGGGUCGGUCAGCCACGAAGGUCGGUCUCUGGCCGGCCGCUGCCCAACGCCCGCCUCGUGUCAGCCACAGUGCACCGCGACCUGGGAUUCCACGACCACGCCGUCACCCUGAUGUUCCUGGCCUGGGGCCAACUGCUGGACCACGAUGUCACCUUUACUGCCGAAGCCAAAAAUCCUGGUACAAACACGGAGCCGCAGUGCUGCGAAAACCCGCGAGCCAACCCAAACUGCGCCACCCUUACGGUGCCGUUCGACGACCCCUUCUACGCCAAGUACGGCCGACGGUGCAUCGAGUUCAUGCGGACGCCGGCGGCGCUGCGUCCCGGUUGCAGACUCGGCACGAGGUCGCAGAACAACGAGCUCGCCCCGGCCAUCGACGCCAGUUUCGUGUACGGCUCCACCAUGCAGGUGGCCCGCUCCCUGAGACUGGGGGCUGGAGGACAGCUCGCCUCCCUGGACAUCCUGCCCAGCGGCCUCAAGCCUCUGCUGCCGCUGAAAAUCCGAUUUCCGGACGACGGAUGCACCAGGCCGUCGCAGGACAUUUUCUGCUUCCUUGCAGGGGACAACAGAGUGAAUGAGCAGCUGAUGCUGACAGUUUUGCACACCGUCUUCGUUCGCGAGCACAACAGAAUCGCCACCGAGCUAGCAAUCAUCAAUCCGCACUGGAGCGAUGAAACCCUUUACCAGGAAACGAGGGCGAUCGUGGCUGCGAUCGUGCAGCACAUCACCUAUGAUGAAUUUCUUCCAGUUUUGCUUGGAAAAGAUGGAAUGGCGAAAUAUGACCUGAGGCUAGAACCUGAAGACUACUACAAUUUGUACCAACCGGGCCUGAAUCCAACUGUGCCUGACAGCUUUGGAACUGCGGCCUUCCGCUUUGGACACUCCCUCCUUCCCAGCACGAUUGAACGCUGGUCCCCGGCACACAGAUACAUAAGCUCAAUCAGGUUGAGUGCCGUCCUGCGCCAACCUUUCUCCGUCUACAGACCUGGCAGGAUGGACGAACUGAUUCUUGGCAUGGUAAACCAGGUUUCUCAAGCAAUGGACGAGGCUGUGACCAGUGAGGUCACAACGCACCUGUUCCGGAAGCCAGGAGCUCCUUUCGGUCGCGAUCUCGCGUCGAUCAACAUCGCCAGGGCCAGGGAACACGGCGUGCCGUCCUACACCAGGUUCAGGGAGUACUGCGGCCUGCCGGUGCCCAACACCUGGGUCGAGUUUGCGCAGGACAUGUCGCAUAACGUGACUGCCCUUGAAUACAGCAACGUGUUCGAGAGUGUGCAUGACGUUGACUUGUGGUCUGCCGGAAUCUGCGAGCGGCCCUUGCCCGGCAGCAUGGUGGGCCCAACCUUCAGCUGCAUCAUCGGCAAGUCGUUCAGGCAGCUGAGGAGAGCAGACCGCUUUUGGUACGAAAACCCUGACCAUCCAGGAGCCUUUUCUCCAGAGCAAAUACGAAGCAUCAAGCAGAUGACCUUGGCCAGAAUGCUCUGCGACAACUCAGACAAAAUCGAAACGAUCCAGAAUUUCGUGUUACUUUUACCAGAUCCUGAUCUAAAUCCAAGAGUAUCAUGCAGAAGCGGCGUGAUUCCAAGACUGGACCUGAGCUUGUGGCAAGACCUGAACAUAUCAAAAUAAUUCCAAACGUGCUAUAAAAACUAUUUAUAAAUUUGUAGAUAUGUACAUACUACUAGGAUAAAUACAAUAAAAUUAUUAUGAAUAUUUAAACGUUACAA